This is a messenger RNA of Daldinia caldariorum, 2290 nucleotides long. RefSeq lists its product as uncharacterized. Gene Ontology annotation, molecular function: RNA binding; double-stranded DNA binding. Lineage: Eukaryota; Fungi; Ascomycota; Sordariomycetes; Xylariales; Hypoxylaceae. The transcript is spliced from 6 exons. The record is from RefSeq and is a predicted model, not a curated record. Gene Ontology annotation, cellular component: transcription export complex 2. Bases 333 to 1703 code for a protein of 456 amino acids. Gene Ontology annotation, biological process: transcription elongation by RNA polymerase II; poly(A)+ mRNA export from nucleus; post-transcriptional tethering of RNA polymerase II gene DNA at nuclear periphery.
GGUUUGUUGUGGCUAGAGUCGAGUGGAGCUUGCUGUAAAUUGGGGCUUUGACGGUGGAUCUUCCCUUACGCUGAAUUUAAACCAAUCAGACUCAAAUGGACUAGGUACAAAGAAAUCCAGAAUGCUUCUCGACUUCUAAGCGUUCAAUUCAACAUUCAUCCAGGUGUUAGUUAGUGAGUAGAGGAUGAUAAAAGAAAAACUAAAGCAUACCAAUAUACUAUGUUCCACUAAUCGCCUUAUAAUCAUUUAAUUUUCAUCUUUAAUUAUUCCAAUACCCGAGUCUUCUUCAAUCUUUCCGUUUUGUCUAACUCACCUACUCUUUUCAGUAAGCCAUGGAUUCUCUCAUUAAGGAAUUUAGAACGGCAUAUGCCGAGAUGAAAGGUGACCGGCUAGCCGAAACCAUUCGACCAGAUACACAGACACACGCAGCAAAACUACAAUCUAUCUGGGGCCGAGGAAACCAACGAGAUGCUACAGCCGACCUAAAUUUUCUAUUCUACACGGACCCUUCCCGUCCCAGGCUCUCUCAGGAGGAGACAACGGGUUGGUUCGAGAUAUACCUUGCCUACUGGAAUGCGGUUGGAGAAAUACUUGCCGUAGAAGGUCUACGAAAUGACUCAAAGAAGCCAUCCAAACCGUCAUGGACGAAGGUGUACGAAGCGUGGAAACAUUUGACAUUACAAGUUAUCCGCGGAUAUACUCAUCAUGAAUUUGAGAACUGGACUAUCCCCUGCCUAUACGUCGCAGGGAAGUAUUUGCGGCUGUUUGCUAUUCGAGCAGAUGAGGAGAGGAAAACUAGCACUGACUACAGUACCGAGGCUGUCAUACAAGAUGACUUCGAUCCUGAGUACGAAGAACAUAAGAUGCUAGAAGAUUGUACUCGACACCUUAAUAGGAUCUUUCAGACUUGCUUGAACGACAGAGCGCCACUAGAAGAAUCUCGAAAAUGGGGCAUCUACUAUGCCAUCAACCUCUUAUUCAAGAGUUACUUCAGGCUUAACUCUGCCACGCUAUCUAAAAAUGUCCUGAAGGCGAUUCAAGCAGGUCGGGGAGACAUGCCGACGCUUGAUAAGUUUCCCAAGUCGCAACAGGUCACCUUCAAAUAUUAUGAAGGGGUCUUGGCAUUUCUCGAAGAGAAUUAUGUGGAGGCCGAGCAACAUCUUACUACGGCCUGGCACAUGUGCCACAAGGACUCCAAGAGGAAUCUCGAGCUAAUAUUAACUUAUCUUAUUCCGUGCCAUCUCCUUACAACACACACACUCCCUAGUUCCCAACUGCUCGAACCAUUCCCACGACUACAGCAGCUCUUCUUACCUUUAGGUGCAGCGAUCAAGAAGGCAGAUCUUCGCGCAUUUGAUGCUGCGUUACGCGAUGGUGAGGACGAGUUUAUAAAGCGACGCAUCUAUCUCACCCUGGAACGUGGUCGCGACAUCGCCCUCAGAAACCUUCUACGAAAAGUUUUCAUUACGGGUGGAUUCGAAGAAGGAAAGGAUGGCGCUGCGCCUGUUCGUCGUACGAGGAUACCGGUGGCCGAGUUCGCUGCCGCAAUAAAGAUUAGUGGCGGAGGAGACAUCGAUACUGAUGAAGUAGAGUGUCUCCUAGCCAACAUGAUCUAUAAGAACUUGAUGAAAGGAUAUAUCGCCCACGAGCGUGGCUUUGUGGUACUAAGCAAGACUGGUGCAUUUCCGGGGACGAAGGUCUGAGUCAAUAAAGCGAAUGGGCUGGCAAAGAAACGAGGGACUUGUCCGUCCUCUGGCCGAAUGAUGUGAUGAGCAGACAGCACUUUAAAUACGCGUUGCUAGUCUACCUAGGCAGCUGAAGGAUGCUGACCGAAGAGUUUUAUUGAAUUGCCUUGCAUAGAGGAUGCGGCUGAGUUGCGGGUGCGGGGAAGAAUGGUGUUAUUAGUUUAGAUCCCGCCCUGCACACCCUCUUCUUGGUUCGUUGAUAGAACGAAUGAGAAUGCGAAAGACAUGUAUGAGUGGACGUAUCAUCAGUUUUAAGCUAUUGGACUUUUGAUACUUGAAUCUUAUUUCCCUUCUGAGUCGUUUUAUCUAUUCUAAUUGGGUGUGAUAGCAUAGACUUACAAUGAACACGGGCAAACAAUUUCAAGGAUCCAGUAGAGGUCUAGUCACUUCAAUGUGAUCACAUAGGAGACACUGGCUUUGUUUUUUCUUUUCUUUUCUUUUUUUUUCUUUCUUUUUCUUUUCCUUUUCAAGGACACCUUACAUUUCUUAAUGACAUAUCAUAAACCAGAUAUCUUGGUGAAGAGACUAGCAGUAUUUAUUCCAAC